CAAGAUUUAUUUUGGUUUGAGAAUUAGUCAGCAAUCGUAUAGAGAGGAGGCACGUGAACACGAUUCUUCAUACCAUUUCUUUGGGGUUAAAUUCUUAAGUACUUGCUUAUCGGAGAUCAAGAACUGAAAGAAUGACCCGAGGAAACCAACGUGAAUUAGCACGAGCCAAAAAUAUGAAAAAAACUAUAAAAAAAGCAGCGGCCGAACAAGAAAGCAAUAGAGGUCUGUCUUUGGAACAGCGAAAAGCACGAGACGCAGAACGCAUGAGGGAAAAACAACUUAAGAAACAACAAGAACAGCAAGGAAAAGUAAAAUAAGUUUAAGAUAAAAGUAUACAAUUCUGUGAUGUAUAUAUCAUUUAUGGGAAAACAAUGCCGUAAUAUCAACAUAGGAAAAAAGAGUGAUGCAUUGUGUAAUGUAUAAGCAUGGUACGUAUCCUUGAAAAAAAAAUAAAGUAGGUUCUUUAUUAUUAAGAGUAAUUUGACUUGUUUUAUAUUGCACAAAACAAUCUUUCAUGAAUUAUAAAUUACAGGGAUUUAUUAAAGUUGGUAAAAAAUCAAAUUUGGAUUUGAACUUACUUCCAAGUGGUGUUUGAGUACUAUGAAAUAUGUUUACAUGUAUACACCUACAGAAAAAGGAAAAGUAUAAAUAAUCAAACACAACAGGAAUGUGUAUUAUUCAGAUAUACAAAAAGAUACAUUCAUAUCCAAUUUUUUAUCUAAGAUGCUUCAUUGAACAAUUUCUUGUUUUAUAUUGUACUAAAUAAUGAGUAAUUGUUUGCUCAUAUAAACCUUGAUUAAAAAACCUAUCAUAUUGAUUAUACCUAUACAAGAAUAUCUCAGCAAUACGAUACAGAGAUUACUAUUAGAAUUACAAUUUUUAAUCGAGUUUCCUAAACAUGUUAUUGAUUUAUGAUAAAUGUUGGAUAGUUUAACGAGUAGAGCAUAAUAAUUUAAUUAAUGUGUAGGAAUUUCUAACAGUUGAUGUAGACCUCGUUAAGUUCGAGAAAUGUAAUAUAAAUAUAAAAAUCUCAUUCGUUUACAGAAUCGUAUGUAAAUGCACGUAUGUAUUUAAUCUGUAUAUAUGAAAAUAUUAAAACAGUUUAUUUUAUUGCUUAAAAUAAAAGUGCAGUAAAUAGUAGGUAAAUCACACGUAUCAUAAAUUA
Megachile rotundata (alfalfa leafcutting bee) is the source of this 1165-nucleotide messenger RNA. Its product is annotated as putative SERF-like protein. The record is from RefSeq and is a predicted model, not a curated record. Lineage: Eukaryota; Metazoa; Arthropoda; Insecta; Hymenoptera; Megachilidae.